AUGGCUGUUGUGGAGAAUGAAUUACCAUUUGCAAAUUAUUUUGUUAUUAUUGGUUUUGAUAAUGAACAAGGCUUAAUUUCAACAUUAUGUAGUAGUGAUAUAUCUACAAAUGAAAAUUAUAUUAAACCUCCUCUAGAAAGGUCUUAUUCUUGUAAAAUUAUUGCACACUAUCCAAAGAAAAGAAAAAAUGAUAAUUUUAGUCAUGAAAUAAUUUCGUUAUGUAUGCCAAAUGGUCUUAAAUUUUAUACAGAAAAAAAUGUUCCAAAAGAUCCUAUUUUUCAUACUUUUGUUAAUGUUAAAGAAGAUGGAAGUUAUGUAAAUGGUGUAGUUUUAACAUUUUUUGAAAUUGUAAAUGAUAUAAAAUUAUGUGAAGAAAUGGCAAAAUUAACAAAAGAGCAUGUCCAAUGUCUUGCUGUAAUGGAAGCAAAAAAGCAAAGAUUUGCAUAUUCUAUGUCAUCUAAUGGUACACAAAGUUUACCACGUGCAGUUUAUCGUAAACAAACAUCAAAUAGAUUAUAUUUUUCAAGUCACAAUCAACUUUAUGUCUCCAAAUGCAUAUGUUUAAUUACUAAAAUACCAAUUGUAGAUGGUGCAAGAAAAUUUUUAUUUAGUCUUUAUAAUUUAGUAAGAUCAUCACAACCAUGUGUCUUACCUGUAGAAUCUUUCAUUUAUUGGAUAACAAAUGAGGUACCUCUUCCAGUUGAUGAAUCAGUAUUAAAAGUUCGUUGUCAAUCAAUAGAAAUUAUUGUUAGACGUCCUUCAAAAAAUGAAUUACCAUUUUUUGAUUACCCUUUAAGUGUUCUUUUUGAAUUAAUAACAGUAGAAAAAUUUGUUAAAUUGUUUACAUGUUUUAUGUUAGAACAUCAAAUAUUACUUUGUUCACAAAAUCUUUAUAAUCUUAUGUUAGUUGCUGAAAGUUUAUGUGCCUUGGCAUUUCCAUUUAAAUGGCAGUUAACAUAUGUUCCAAUUUUACCACAAUCACAAUUAAAAUUUAUUGAAGCUCCAGUACCAUAUGUUAUGGGAUUAUAUUAUGAAGGAAGAUUACCUGAACAAAUAUUUCAAUCAAAUGUAUGUAUUCUUGAUAUUGAUUCUGGUAGAUUAGAACAUCCUGAAGAUAUUCCUGAUUUUCCACAAUCUAAAAUAUUAUCAAAUUAUAUAAAUGAUAUAUUAACAACAUAUGAUAGUGAUUAUAAUAUUUCUAUUGAUUCAAAAAAUGUUUCAUCUUCUAAUAUGAAUGUUAAAAUGAGAAGUAAUAAUUUUAAAAUUAACAAAGAUAAAAAUAAAAAAGAUAUAGUUGAUCAAAAAAAAGAAGAAUGGAAUUUAAAACGUAUGUCUCGUUCUUUUGAUGAUUUUAAUACUUCAUUACAAUGUGGAAAUUAUUUAUCUGAUGGAAUGUCAAAAUUUAUUCAAUUAGAUAAAGAUGGUUCUGACAAUGAAUAUCAAAAUCAUUUAUCUAAUAAAACAAUUAAUGCAAAAACACCACAAAAAGAGGUUAAUAAAAAUGAAGAUGAAAUGCAACAAAUUUCAGAGGCUUCAAAAAAUUAUUUACAUCAAUUGCGUAUUAAUAAUGUUAUUAGGGAAUUAUUUUGUCAUCAUUUAGCAAAUAUGUUUAUAAAUUAUGAACAAUUUCUUCUAUCUGAUAUUCAUGAAGAUACAUUUAAUAACGCAAAUAAUCGUGAUUCUUUUGUUUCAUUUGAUAAAGCUUCUUUUCUGUCUGAACAACCUAAUAGCCAUUUAAUGUUUUUAGCAGCUUUUCUUGAAACGCAGAUGUUCACAUCAUUUGUUGACAAUAAAAUUAUGAGCCAUUUGCGAGGAAAGGAUGAUACAUUAAAUCUUUUUGAUAAGAAGAUUAUGAAGCUUAAAAAAAAAGCUUUAAAUAUUAAUAAAAAUGGACCAAAUGAAACAUCAAACAUACAUUUUGACACAUCUGAAGUUGAAAAAUUAGAGUUUAAUUCAUUUGAUUAUAUUGUAUCAGAUCCACAUUAUAUUCAAGGUACACCUGUAUUAAAAUGUUAUAAUGGAGUAUUUCCUCAAUUAGAUGAAACAUUUUUAAAUUCAUCAAUAAAUUAUGAUACUGUUAAUUCACCAUGGAAACAAAGAAAUAAAAAAAUAAAUAUUUCUGAGUUAGAUUAUGAUGGUGAUUUUAAAAUAUCAUAUUCAUCUGAUAAAAAAAAUAUAGUUAAAAUUUCACAAUUAGAAAAUAAUUCAAAAAGUGGAAAAAUAAAAAAUGGAUCAGAAACUCCUGGUCAAAUAGCUCAACAAAAUUGGAAAUUUGUUGAACAAUUAUUAAGAGAAACAAAAAGUAAAACAAAAAGAAUGUUAGUUGAUAAAAUGGGUAAAGAAGCUCUUGAUUUGGGACAUUCUGAUGUUAAUAUAACAGGAGUUGAAGAAAAUACUUUAGUAGCAGGUUUUUGUGAUCUUUUAGAACGUGUAUGGGCACAUGGAUUAAUAAAAAAACAUGGUAAAUCAGCUUUCUGGAAUCAUGUUUUAAAUCAACAACAAAAAGAUAAUAAUUUUAUACCAUCAAUAAAUGAAUAUAAUAAAAAUGCACUUUCACCAGCAUUUAUGUGGGUAAUUUUUCGAAGACAAUUUGAAUAUGUCCCAAAAUCUACCGAAGAGAUAGGUGAAUUGAUAAAGUCAAUGAAAAAUGAAUUAUUAUCAUAUGAAUUAAAAGAUAAUAAUGUAAAAGAAAAGAUAAGAAAUAAUGACGAAGAUUUUAAUAAAAAUAUUACACAAGUAGAAGAAGAAGAUGAUACAGCUUGGUCUAAAAAAUUUUUAAAAGCAGCAAAUUUUAUUUGUGAUAAAAUUAAUAAUAGUACUGGGGUAUAUAAUGAUUUAUUAAAAUCACCAAAUGUAGACACCUUAAAUAAUGAAACAAAGACGAUGGAGGUUAUUGAAAGUGAUAAAAAACCACAAAAAAUUGGAUUACCACGUUCAAAGUCCUUGACAAGAGUAUUUAACAACUUCCGGCUACCAAGAAAUAAUAUGAUGAGUGGUUUUGCCUCAAAUUGGUCAAAUAUUGAUAAUGGACAUUCAUUUGGAUUGUCAGAAUCAUAUACAAAUUUAUUAAAUAGUCAUUAUGAAAAUAGAAAACAAAAUAGUCCUGCAUGUAGUAGAUCAUUAUCGACACAUGGAAGCCGUAAUCGCUCAAUAUCACGAUCAAUUAGUCCAGAUUCUUCAUAUCUUUCUUCUAUUACACGUCUCACACCUCUAUCAACUGAUAUUACAUAUGAUUUAAAAAAUAUUUUAAAAAUGACAGAAAUAAAAUCAGAUUCCGGGUUUGCUAGAGCAUUUGUUAGAUUAGCUUUAGAGCGCAAACUUCUUCAUAAACACAUUAAAACAAUUAUUGAAGAUACUUAUUUACUAAAAAAAUUAUACAAACAAUAUGCAUUUUUAUUAUGUGAAGAUGAAAGAGAACAAUUUCUUUAUCAUAUUUUAUCAUUAAAUGCCGUAGAUUUUUCUUGUUUUACCAGUACAUAUAUAACAUCAAAAAUGCAAUAUGAAGUUUUAAUAGAUGCUGGUAUUGAUAAAACGUAUAGUUCCGGAUUGUGGCUUAUGCUAACAGGAAGUUUUGGAUCAACAAAUAUAAUUACUUUACCAGAUAAUACAUUGCAAUUCACAUUUAGUCACAAAAAUUUAGGUAUAUUAUCUACUUUAAGAAUAGGAUAUAAUAUUACUUCUAAAAGUGGAUAUCCAUCAAAAUGGUUUUUAAAUAAUGUUGUUGUUAGAAAUAAUAUUACAGGGCAAACAUUUUUAUUUAAUUCAGGAAGAUGGUUUGGAAAAGGUGUUGAUGAUGGUAGUUUAGAAAGAUUAUUAGUAUCAGAAAUUUUAAAAACACCUGUAAUUGAUGAAGAUACAAAUUAUAAUUUUACAACUAGAAAUCAUUAUUCAUCAUUUAGUAAUUUAAAUAUCCCUGAAAGUCCCAUAAAUGUUGGUUCAAUGAGUAUUAAUCCAGCUAAUUUAAUUGGUAAAAGAAAACGUUCUUCUAGUGUUGGAAAAAGUAAUGAAACAUUUGGUAGUAAAAAUAUUUUAUCUACCACAGAAGUUCAACAUUUAUUAAGAACAGUUGUUAAUAGUAUUACAAAAUAUUUCUGUAGUGAGAAUGGGGAUAAUGUAUCAAAGCUUACUCAUCUUCUUUGUGGUGAAUUAGGUUUCGUUUUUUGCUUUGAACAAGUUUUUCUUAUUGGAAGACGUGAUUCAGUAUUUUAUAAUAGAUUUUUUAAACAAUUAUAUGCAUGGGAUUUUAUUGAAAGAGUGUGCAGCUGGUUUUAUGAUUUAUUAAAAUCAGGCGAGUCAAAAAAAUUAACUAAAGAUCGAAUAGCAUUACUUGCACAUACUGUUAGAUUGUUUAAUAAAAUAUCUUCAAAUAAUGUAAUUGGGAAGGAAGGAAAAUUUAGCGUUUUUAUUCUUUUUGCACUCAGGGAUCAUAUUCUACCAGGUUUAUUAGUUAUAAUGGCGUGGACACCUGUUACACCCCAAAUGUAUGAUGACAAUUCAUUUUUACGUAAUAAAACAUUAUUAUCAUCAAUAACGCAAUUAGUUGAGUCACUCAAACAAUUCCAAUUUAAUUUAGAAAAAUCUCUUGUUUAUGAUAUGGAACACCCUUUAUACUUAAGAGCUGGGUCAGCAAUUUUUUAUGCUUUGACAUCUAUUGCAAUUGUUUUUGUUAACAAGAUAUUAUUAACAAAUUUAAAAUUUCCAUCAUUUAUAUGGGUUGGAAUAGGACAAAUGGCAGCUACAAUUCUUAUACUUUAUAUAGGAAGUUUCAAAGGAACAUAUACAUUACCAAAAUGUGAUAGUAGUAUUGUUCGCAAAAUUUUUCCACUGCCUUUAAUAUAUCUCGUAAAUCUUAUUACUGGUCUUGGUGGUACGCAAAAAAUUAAUUUGCCUAUGUUCACUGUUCUUCGCCGUUUCUCCAUUCUUAUUACAAUGAUUUUAGAAUUUAUGCUACUUAAAGUUAGACCAACAUUUGCCGUUAAAGUAAGUGUUUUCUUAAUGAUACUUGGUUCUAUUGUGGCUGCUAUUAAUGAUCUUGCCUUCGACACAUACGGAUACAUAUUAAUUUUUGUCAAUGACUUAUGUACAGCGGCAAAUGGAGUUUAUAUGAAGAAAAAAUUAGAUGCAAAAGAGUUAGGACAAAAUGGAUUAUUAUAUUUUAAUGCACUUUUCAUGAUACUACCAACAGUUGUCUUUGCAUAUUUAACAAAUGAUACACAGAAACUUGUAGAACAUUACACCACUGAUGAUAUAACUAUGUCUAUAAUAAUUUGCUUUUUAAUUUCCUGCGUCUGUGGCUUUAUACUAAAUUAUUCGUUAGUUCUUUGCACUCACUAUAAUUCUGCAUUAACAACAUGUUGUGUUGGGACGCUUAAGAAUUUAUUUGUAACAUAUGUUGGAAUGUUUUCUAGUGGUGAUUAUGUAUUUUCACUGGCUAAUUUUAUUGGUGUAAAUAUAAGUGUUACAGGAUCUCUCUUGUAUACAUAUGUUACAUUUAAAACUAAAGAAACUAAAAACAGGCAACUUCAAAUACCACCAGAAAAACAGAAAUUGUUAAGUCCUUAA
Messenger RNA from Strongyloides ratti, 5562 nucleotides. RefSeq names its product PLAT/LH2 domain and DENN domain and RUN domain and Triose-phosphate transporter domain and dDENN domain and uDENN domain and Lipase/lipooxygenase, PLAT/LH2 domain-containing protein. The record is from RefSeq and is a predicted model, not a curated record. Lineage: Eukaryota; Metazoa; Nematoda; Chromadorea; Rhabditida; Strongyloididae. Gene Ontology annotation, molecular function: small GTPase binding; guanyl-nucleotide exchange factor activity. The coding region runs from base 1 to 5562 and encodes 1853 amino acids. The transcript has 12 exons.